CAGUGUACGCGAACAUUGAAACUGGGCACACGCACAAGACUUGAAGAUACGACAGAUUUUAUAUGAAGCUGUGGUUUUUUUUGAAAAACUACCGGAUUUUUUUGUUCAACUGAAGCCGAAAGGUCUGGACCUCAGAGCUGAAAUUUCCAAACCUAGUCCUGUGAAGAAAGCAACAGAAUGGAUGCAGCUCCUGGGUAAAGUGAAUCAUGUCUCCCGCUGUCUUUCUGUCACUGCUGGCUGUGUUUUCGUGUCAGCAGCGGGUCAGCUCGGGCUCCUACAUUCCCAUGAACCAGGCAGAGUGGUCUUUUAACUCAACAACAGCCACGAUGCUUCAAGGCAAGGAUGAUAAGUGUGACCUUGUGAUGAACAUCAAUGCUUCAGACCGCUGUGCCUUCGUGAGAAACACGUCCGACUGUAGCAUGGAGGAUGGCUUCAUCAACUACAUAAGAGUGGCCUUCUGUCUACUGCCUGAUAACCUCACACCCCUCGUCAUCACUCUCUGUAUUAUAUGGCUCCUCUUUCUGUUUGUUAUCCUUGGACUCACAGCAUCAAAAUUUUUCUGUCCCAACCUGUCAGCCAUCUCUACCAGUCUGCACCUCACUCACAAUGUGGCUGGUGUAACUUUUCUUGCUCUCGGGAACGGAGCUCCAGACAUCUUUAGUGCUAUCGCAGCUUUCUCCAACCCUCACACUGCUGGACUGGCUGUCGGAGCCUUGUUUGGAGCUGGGAUAUUCGUCACCACAGUGGUCGCAGGCAGCGUCGCUCUGGUGAAGCCAUUCACCGUGGCCUCACGCCCAUUCCUGCGUGAUGUCACCUUCUACAUGGCGGGCGUGUUUUGGACUUUCUUCAUGUUGUACAGAGGAACAACAACACUGAAAGAAACACUUGGCUACCUGGGUCUGUAUGUGGUCUACGUACUGACUGUUAUCAUCAGCGCGUACAUCUACAACCGGCAGAAAAAUUCACUUCUCUCAAGUGACCAGACCAUCCCACGUGUUCCAGCAGCUGAUUUUCAUUCGUCUGACUCGUCUGAUGAUGAUGUUCCCUGCGUGCUCGAAGGCUCCAUUCAGCACGAGUACGAAUCAGAGUACAGACCACUCCUGCCAUACUCAGAGGGCACAGCUCAGAUCCUGCUGAACGCUCUGAACCCUGUGGACUGCAGGAAGUGGAGAAGGAAAGCAUGGCGGUGGAGAGCUCUUAAAGUGCUAAAGACACCUGUAGAUUUCCUGCUCCUGCUCUGUAUCCCCGUAGUUGACCCUGAUAAAGAGGACAAGAACUGGAGACGUCCGCUGAACUGCCUUCAUCUUAUCACGUCUCCUCUGGUGUGCGUGCUCGCCUUCCAGUCUGGAAUAUAUGGAGAUUAUAUGAUCAAAGGGCAGUUUCCUCUCUGGCUGCUGAUUCUGCUGUUAGGGCUUUUCCUGUCUGGGAUUGUCUUCUGCACCACCACAAACGAUUGUCCUCCAAGAUAUCAUUCAAUGUUUGCCCUCCUGGGCUUCGUGGUGAGUGCAGUAGUGAUCAGCGCAGCAGCCUCUGAAGUGGUCAGCCUUCUGCACAUGCUUGGUGUGGUGCUCAGUCUCAGCAACACUGUACUUGGUCUAACUCUGUUGGCCUGGGGCAACAGCAUAGGAGAUUGUUUCUCUGACAUUACCAUAGCUCGGCAGGGUUACCCACGGAUGGCCAUUUCUGCCUGCUUUGGAGGCAUUAUUUUCAACAUGCUAUUUGGAGUCGGUUUAGGAUGUCUGAUGCAAAUAUACAAAACACACUCUUUUGUGCGGUUUGAAGUCGAGGGUUUGCUGACGUGGGUUCUUGCCGGUGCUCUUGGUCUGUCUUUGGUCCUGUCCUUUGUCAUCGUCCCUCUGUGCCGGUUCCACAUGGGUCGACCGUACGGCAUCUUCCUCCUCCUCUUCUAUGUCAUCUUCCUCAUUAUUGCACUGCUGACAGAGUUCGGAGAGAUCCACGUCCUAAAGAUCUAAUCCCGAGGCCAGUCUGAAAAGAGGGAUUCUUCACUAUAAAGCUCCAUAAGACACUUGAGCAGAGGCUGCACUUAGUGUAGAUCUACUCAUCGUAUUAAUGCACUAUUUAUAUAACAAUCAUGAUCUUACUGUGCGCACUAGCCCACUCUUCUAUAAAAAAGGGCGUCAAAUAAUUGACAAACUCUACUGCACAGGGACAGCCCAAACUAAUUAUCGCAUUGUGCCUUUAUUCAACUUGUGCUGACUGAGGCUGUGACGGCACUUUGUGAGUCCACAGGGGAAAUAAACACAUGUAUUUGUAAAUGCAAACAUUGUGAAUGUACUAAAUGUACUGAAAUCAAAAUGUUAAAAUGACCCUGUACAAAGCUGCAUUAAGGGGCAUUAAAUUCA
This is a messenger RNA of Cheilinus undulatus (humphead wrasse), 2363 nucleotides long. It is a transcript of the gene slc8b1, whose product is annotated as solute carrier family 8 member B1. The record is from RefSeq and is a predicted model, not a curated record. Lineage: Eukaryota; Metazoa; Chordata; Actinopteri; Labriformes; Labridae. Bases 207 to 1973 code for a protein of 588 amino acids. Gene Ontology annotation, biological process: intracellular calcium ion homeostasis; calcium export from the mitochondrion. Gene Ontology annotation, cellular component: membrane. The transcript is spliced from 15 exons. Gene Ontology annotation, molecular function: calcium:sodium antiporter activity.